CUUCACCAUAACAAGAAUGAACGCGUGCUCUGACACGAGCUCUACAGGAGUUUGCAGAACUCAGCCGGGUGAGGAGGACGGAAGAAAAAAACACCAAUGGCCCGACCGACGCGAGUUUAAACCCACCGCAGUUUUGACAGCUGGGACUUUUAGGCCUAGACAUCUUUACCUCUUCGUUGAUAAUGGACCCCAACAAUGAGAGCAAGAAGACCCCCACUCACCUACCAGUCGAUCAUGCUUCUGAAACCCAGAGGCUGACCCCACCCAAAGGACCAGGCUGCAGCUGGCUGGUGGUGCUCGCUGCUGUGUCCGCCUCACUGAGCGGCUUAAUGCUGGGCUAUGAAAUGGGCCUGACCUCUGGGGUCCUGCUGCAGCUGCGGAGCGUAUUCGCUCUCUCCUGCAGAGAACAAGAACUUCUGGUAAGCUCCCAGCUGCUCGGAGCUCUCCUCAUCUGCCUGGUGGGGGGCCCCAUUCUGGAUCGCUACGGCCGCCGCUGCUCUCUGCUCCUGAGUGCCGCCCUGGUGGUUGGAGGAACCAUUGUGCUCGUUGCUUUGACUUCUCUUGCAGCUCUCACGCUGGGCCGUCUGGUAGUCGGAAUGGGGACGUCUUUGUCAGGAACCGCAGCGUGUCUGUACAUUGCAGAGAUCUCACCGAGGGAGCGGAGGGGUCUGCUGGUCACCCUGUACGAGCUGAUGCUGGUUGUAGGGGUGAUGCUGGGCUUCAGCUGUAGCUACGCCUUCACUACUACACCGCACGGCUGGGCUUACACAUUUGGACUUGUGAUUCCUCCUGCACUGCUCCAGAUGGGUGCACUACUCUUCCUCCCUCCUAGUCCUCGCUUCCUUGUGACUCAGGGCAAAGUGGAGCAGGCGAGAGUGGUGCUGGCGAGGAUGAGAGGUGGAGCUAAGAAACAUGUGGCAGAUGAGCUGAGAGAGAUCCAGGUUGGACUGAAGGAAGAAUCCGAAUACAGUUUCUGGGAGCUGUUCAGUUCUAAGGCAAACCUACGGUCGCGGUUGGCUACGGGCAUGGCCUUAGUGUUCCUCCAGCAGGCCACCGGGCAGCCCAACAUCCUUUCCUACGCCUCGCCUCUCCUCCGUAGUGUCGGCUUCGACAGCGACGCUGCUGCUACCUUGGCCUCCACGGGGUUUGGAGUGGUCAAGGUAGUCGGCACAAUCCCCGCCGUGCUGCUGGUUGACCGCGUGGGAACCAAGCUUUUCUUGUGUGUGGGUGCGGUCGCAAUGGGAACGUCUCUGGCUACACUUGGUACUCUGACUCUGCAAAGCCACACUCACCUAACAAGCCUGUGUAAAAGUCAGACUUUAGUAAACCAUACAAAUUUACCUUGGGAUUUAAACGGAACCUCAGUAGAACUGGACAGCAGUGAGAUUUUUUCCACUCAGCUCCCCAGCCACUGGAGCGCUGAGGAAGCACAAAGGACUGACACCGAGACUGACAGGUCUUGGGGCUUGGAUCCCGAAAAAACUCAUGUAGAACUGUCUUCUUCAUUAAAGUGGGCAUCUUUGAUAAGCCUGCUGGUCUAUGUGGCUGCCUUCUCGAUUAGCCUCGGACCCAUGGUCUACGUGGUUCUCAGUGAGAUCUUUCCCAUGGGAGUCAGAGGCAGGGCUGUGUCGGUCGUGUCGGCAGUGAACUGGGCCACAAACCUGCUCAUUUCCAUGACUUUUCUCACCAUCACAGAAAAGAUUGGCGUUCCCAAUGUAAUGUUUCUAUACUCCGGUAUGAGUUUUGUCCUGCUGGUGUUCGUCAUCCUUUGCGUUCCUCAGACCAAAGGCCGGACACUGGAGGAGAUAUCAAAAGAGUUGGCAAGCAAGAAAAACUUUGAGGUAAACCUUUUCAGACAGGCGCAGCCUCAGGAGACCCUGAUCAGGAGGAGCCCGUCUACAGAGGGUCCCGCAAAAAUCUAACACCAUUUUUUCCCCCCCCCAACUGUAACCUGAGACAUGAUCAAAAAACAAAACAAUGCCUUGAACAUAUAGAACAGAUCUUAGUCCCAUCUGUUUAUUUCUGCAGUGUUAGCUAGCCCACGUUAUGAAAUGCAGUUAUUUGACUUUUGCCAUGAUCAGAUCAGAAAUGGAAAGAUACCAAAAAGUGGGGAAAAUGCAAAUUUUUCACUUCAACUUUUUUCUAUUUUUCAUUUAUAUUUUUUUGCCAAAAUGUGAGGAAAAAACAGAAUGGUUAUACUUUACUUCUAUUUAGACAAAUGUGCCCAUUUGUGUUUAAAAUGUGUGCUGCUUGUAGUAUUAAACCUCUGUAUUUACUGGUUUGGAGCUUCAAACCAGUCCUGCCAGUUUUAACAGUAGAGCAAUACAUUCUUCUUUUAUUAUGGUACCACAAAUUUGAUUUUUUUUGGCUGUGAGGUAAUGCUAGGUUAACAUCUACAACUACUAGUAUUAUGAGUCUGGUGGGUAACUCUUUUGUGUAGAACCUCUUUAGAACAAUUUUUUAUUUUAAUAAGAACACUAAUAUUUCUAAAGUCAAAUUAAACAAUUCUCCUGCUCUUACUGGGAACUCUGUAGAAUAGUUUUUGGAGAACAAAAAACUGUAGCUCUCCACAUUUAGUUAGAAUACACAAUCACAGAAUACACUAAACUAUCUAAUUUGAAACCAGUUAUCAAAGGAAAAAAACAGCAGUUGUUUAAUAGCCUUUUAAUUUUUAUACAGAAUACAAAAGUUUAAGUGUCACAAUUUUUUACUCGCCACUUGUUCAGAAAGUACUCAAUCACACAUAAAAGCAAGUUUUAUUUCAACAUCUUAGUAGGAGAUGCAUACAUACAAUAUAAAUGAUGCCUCAGUGAUGCAAAACGUAAAGCAUUCAGAUGUUAUACAACCAGGAAAAUACUGCUUUCUAUCUGGGUUUUUUUAAAAAUGCUGCUUCAGUGCUGCCUUUACGUAUUUCACUGUAAAAACUUGUGAAUGGAGUAAAUCUUCUCGACAAGUGCUACUACUGCUGCCAAACAUUUGUCCACAGCCUGGCUGCUGACGUUAUCAGUUAUGUACUGUUUCAUUUCAACUGACUUCUUUAUUCCUGAAUAAUAAAAUGAUGGCUAUGAAUUUUAA
Molecule: messenger RNA, 3075 nt
Organism: Xiphophorus couchianus (Monterrey platyfish)
Lineage: Eukaryota; Metazoa; Chordata; Actinopteri; Cyprinodontiformes; Poeciliidae
Gene: slc2a12
Product: solute carrier family 2 member 12
Exons: 6
Coding region: 183-1922 (579 amino acids)
Biological process (GO): D-glucose transmembrane transport; circulatory system development
Cellular component (GO): membrane
Molecular function (GO): D-glucose transmembrane transporter activity
Source: RefSeq, a predicted model, not a curated record